This is a messenger RNA of Anas platyrhynchos (mallard), 3117 nucleotides long. It is a transcript of the gene RAD51C, whose product is annotated as RAD51 paralog C. The record is from RefSeq and is a predicted model, not a curated record. Gene Ontology annotation, biological process: reciprocal meiotic recombination; meiotic DNA recombinase assembly; DNA repair. NCBI's taxonomy places the organism in Eukaryota, Metazoa, Chordata, Aves, Anseriformes, Anatidae. Gene Ontology annotation, cellular component: Rad51C-XRCC3 complex; Rad51B-Rad51C-Rad51D-XRCC2 complex; replication fork. Gene Ontology annotation, molecular function: ATP binding; ATP-dependent DNA damage sensor activity; four-way junction DNA binding.
CCCCCCCCCGGUUGCUAGGCGGGGCCUAGCGCGGCCCGGUGCGGCCUAGCGCGGCCCGUGGGGGGCGGGCGGCGGUAUGCAGAGGGAGGUGGGCAGCCUGCCGCUCGGCCCCGCGCUGAGGGCCAGGCUGGCGGCUGCCGGCUUCCAGACCGCGCAGGAGCUGCUGGACACCGGGCCCUGCGGGCUGAGCAGAGAAAUUGGAAUCUCCAAAGAAGAGGCACUGGAGGCAUUGCAGGUUGUAAGGCAGGAAUGUUCUGGCGAUGCAGCAAGGACUGCUGGGGGAGCUGGCACCACCAGAAAGUGCACAGCACUGGAGCUUCUGGAAGAAGAGCAGGCGCAGGGCUUCAUCAUCACCUUUUGUUCGGCCCUAGACAAUAUUCUGGGAGGUGGCGUGCAGCUGACAAAGAUCACUGAGGUCUGUGGAGCGCCUGGUGUUGGGAAAACACAGCUAUGCAUGCAGUUGGCGGUAGAUGUACAGAUUCCAGAAUGCUUCGGGGGUAUCUGUGGAGAAGCGGUGUUCAUUGACACUGAAGGAAGUUUUAUGGUAGACAGAGUAGCGGAUAUUGCAGCCGCCUGUGUGCGGCACUGCCAGCUAAUUGCUGAAGCUCAUCAAGAAGAAGAUCAUCAGAAGGCUUUGGAGACUUUUUCUCUUGAAAGUAUCCUUUCUCACAUAUAUUACUUCCGUUGCCGUGACUACAUAGAGCUUCUAGCACAGGUCUAUCUGCUCCCAGACUUUCUUUCAGAGCAUUCAAAGGUCCGACUGGUGGUGAUUGAUGGAAUUGCAUUUCCCUUUCGCCAUGACUUCGAGGACCUCUCACUUCGAACAAGGCUUUUGAACGGUCUGGCACAACAGCUGAUCAUCAUAGCGAAUGAUCAUAAAUCAGCGGUAGUUCUGACAAACCAAAUGACAACAAGGAUUGGACAAAGCCAGUCCACGUUGGUACCUGCUUUAGCUGCAGCUGUGUCAGCUAAGGAGGCCACUACUGCUGCUGGAGGUCACUGCCUCAUCCUUUAUGCUGGCUGAGCUGUUUAUGUGACUGUCUCCCAAUCCAUUUCUGCCAAAAGUGGGCCAGGUAAGCUUCAGCUAUUUAAGUAGUAAGUAAGCUGCUGGUAAAGCAGGUAAUUUAGGUUGAAACUGUCUGGUGAGUGAUCAUACAAAGAACGUAGGGAUGGAGGAGGGAGCAUUAAACCUCUGGCACAAAGGUGGCGAUGACCACGUUAAAGCACCAAGAACACGUGUCCAUAGCUUAGUGGUUGCACACCUCAAAAUACACUGCAAUUUCCUGAAUUCCCUGAGAAUCAUUCACUGCCUCUACAGAGAAGUUUAAAUUGUUUGUUUUGCCAUUACACUUGAACAUGUUUCUAUUGCUUAUUUGCAAAGGUGUUUCUUGGUGCAUGGCUGGAACUGCCUACCCAUUGCUCCCUGCAGCUAGGAUGUAGAGGGGAGUUCUUUGUGGGAUCCUCAAUUACAGCCUGCCCAUAGUGUGUUUAAGUGUUCUUUUUACGGGCUUCCAUUUCACCCUGUAAUGAGCAGAAUACCUUGUAUAGAGUUUUCUGCUGGUCCGGUCUCCCUAGCCACAGGGGAAAAUAGAGCAGCUCUUCUGAAGUAGAGGUUUUGACAAAUUAAGAGUUAAAUUCUGAGCUUUUUCUUCUUGUAGGUCAUAACUACACAUUAUUUUGUGAUGCAGUUAAAGGGCACAAAUUCUCUGACCACAGCUUCAGUUUCUGUGAACUAAGUAAUGAACCCCUUGUCCUGGAGGGGAAGGAGAGAAAGGGGACAGUACAAAGGCAAAGAUGUUCUCAGUGUCUGUACAGGCAUUGAACCAUUAGGCACAGAUGUAAGAUAAGAUGAACAAAUACAGAUCAUCUCCUUGGAGAAUGUGGAACUCUGAGCUGUGCAUGCAGAUAAAGCACCAGCUUUCAGUAUCUGACCCUUUUUGUCAUUUUUGCCUCUUGCUCUCUGAUGUAUUAGUUAUUUUUGGCAGCCUUUCUGGCUAUAAACUGAAUUAAAGCUAAUAGAUUCUGUCCUUUUUAAAUAGCCAGCAAUGUUUGAGAGCUAUUCUGUUUAUUAAGUUGCAGGGACAAUAAAGAAUAUGAAAGGAUUCAGAGCAGGCUAUAAUUCAUAGGCAUCACGUAUUGUCUUGCGCAUAUUUUUACUUUUUACAAACAUUUAAUUUGACAUAACCUCCUAUUGACCAUAAACUGAUUGUGACUCUCACCAGAGCGUGUGUAACCACAUGGUGUUGUUGAACUAAAUAGUAUGUACUCCUGCAAAAUUGAGGGUUUGUAGCAGCUGGUAAAAUAUUCAAGCAAGGAGAUGUUCUGUUCAUUCUAAACAGCAAUAUCUCAAGUUGAGUAUUUCAGAAUGAUACAAAGCUGUUUUCAAUUUGAUGUGAAUUUAUUCCAUAGACUCAGUGCAAGUAUUGAGCUGAUGGAUUACGGUGUGGCUUUUUAUGACCCUCUCUGAAAGGAUGCUAUUUCAACAGCCCCAUCGUAAAGGCUAAAGAACCUCAUACUCAGCUAUGCUUGGUUGUAGCCAAAUAAACUAGGAAUGGGUCAGGAGCAAAACCCCAAGUGAAAUGAAUCCUAUUGCCUCCCCUACAUAUUUUUUCCCCCAUUGACUGGUAAGCCUUUGACAUUUCUAAGAUUGUACAAAAGCAUUAAUCUCUAAACUCUUACUCAUCUUCCUAGCAGAAGGGAAGUUCUUAAUUAUGAGGAAAAAAAGCACAGAUGCUGCAAGGUAUUAAGUCAAGAGCUUUAUGGAGGGGCAGCUUUCUUUCCCACCAGUGAUAGCUAAGCUGGGUGUUCCUAGACAUUUCUACUUGAUAUAUUUAGAAAGGAGGUCAAAUAUUAAUCUGCAACCAGUUUAACUCAGAAAUGUCUCAUUUUACAGUAGCAUACUUUUCUUGUAUUUGAUAGAGUUGGAAAAAUUCUGGUGUGGAAUUUGUACCCAUUGUAAAAUGUGUUUUGAUCUCUGACUUGGAACUGUGUCUGGUAGCCAAAAUCUCAAAUUAAAUACCAUGCAGUGGGGUCUGGCAAGAUGCCUAGAGGGCCUAGGUCUUCAGCCAAAUCAUGUUUUUUUCUUUACCAUGCUACAAUGAGUACCAGAGCCCAUGG